AUGGCGGGCACACCGCCUGCGUCGCCAAGCACGUCGCGGCACGUCGGCGUCGACGUGCGCCCGCUUCCCGAUCGGGCACGCGACUGCGCCCUCGCGGCGGGCGGCGUCGGCGCGGUGUGGGGCGCGACGGUCGCCGCCGCCGAGGGCGGCGCGAUUCCACAUGGCGCCGCCUGGGUCGGUUCGCGGUGGGCAGCAGCGGCCGCGGCCUUCAUCGGGCUGCGUCACCUGAUCCUGCAGGGCGAUUGGCGGAACGACCGCGAGGCGGUCAGCGCCGUCGCCGCAGCUGCCGUCGGUGGCGGCGCAGCCGCGCUGCAGCGCGCAUGGCGGCGGCUUCGCAUCGUGAGCGCCGUCUCGUUUGUGACCGGGUUUGGCGGGCACUAUCUGCACCGGUGGUGGCUGCGUGCGCGCCUCGACUGGAUCGAGGGCGAGACAGCCGCCACCGCCGCCACCGCCACCACACGCCUGAUGCAGGACCGGCUGCGGCACGAGCCGAGAAACUACGAACUUCGCUUGGCCGCGGCUGCAAAGUGA
Messenger RNA from Emiliania huxleyi CCMP1516, 531 nucleotides. RefSeq lists its product as hypothetical. Lineage: Eukaryota; Haptophyta; Isochrysidales; Noelaerhabdaceae. Bases 1 to 531 code for a protein of 176 amino acids. The transcript has a single exon. The record is from RefSeq and is a predicted model, not a curated record.